Molecule: messenger RNA, 1550 nt
Organism: Selaginella moellendorffii
Lineage: Eukaryota; Viridiplantae; Streptophyta; Lycopodiopsida; Selaginellales; Selaginellaceae
Exons: 10
Coding region: 345-1460 (371 amino acids)
Molecular function (GO): protein binding
Source: RefSeq, a predicted model, not a curated record
GGGAAUGGCGACCUCGCCCGCGCUAUCCAGGGGCCGCAAGACGCCAUCGCCGACGCACGACAACGAACCGCCCCUCGGCGACAUCAUCGUGCUCAAGGAGCCCGUCUAUCGGCUGCAAUGCGUGGAGGAGGAGGCGGCGCACGCCACGGAGAUGGGGGAUUACGACAAGGCUCUCUAUCUUCGAAUGCAGGGCGUGGCGCUCGCGAAAUUGUGCUUGGGGGAUCCGACGACGGUGCUGGUGGAGUCGGAGGAUUUGCUGGCCAAGGCGCACCUUAAUCUGAGCAGCACUUACCUUGAGAUGGUACCUUUCAUCUGAAAAUUCAUAAGAACAAAUAAUCCACUCCAUGCGAUCUUUCCAGACGUAUUCAGAUCAAGCUUGCUGGCAUGCACAGAAGGCAAUGGAGCUUUGUGAUCCCAGAAGAGGUGGCGAAUCAUCUAGCAAUCUGCUCGUUCUAGCUCUUCUCGGGCUUGCCAAAGGACUCUUACAAAAAGGAGAUCUCAAUUGCAUCAACUAUCUUCAAAGGGCGCUCGUUGUCAACCAAGAUCUUCAUGGAGAGGAGGAUGUUUCAAAUGCCGCGAUUCAUGAAGCUUACGGUGACUACUACAUUUACCAAGGAGACAGUAGAGAUGGAGGUCCCGCCAGGAAGUCGCCCCAACCGCGGGAUGAAUCCGGCGUGGUCAUGAGCGUCAUCGAUUACGAGCGCAAUGAGUUCGAGAAGGCCAUCGAGGAGUAUCACAAGGCAAGGGAGCUCGUCCAAAACGAUACUGAUGGUCCUCCAGUUCCUGCCGAAGAGCAACCUCCAAAGCUUUCUCUGGCGUCAAUCUUCACCAAGAUAGCCAGGACACGCGUGAAACAGACGAGGCACGAGGAUGCCGUCGAGUGCUACCAGAAAGCUCUUGCAAUCUACACUUCUUGCGCAUUUCCGAACGAGCCAGCAAUCGCACAACUUAACUACGAGCUUGGCUUCACGUAUCACAAAGUCAAGAAGUACGAAGAAGCCUUGAAAGUCCUCGAAAAGGCUGCACAGUUUUGCGAGCAACAGCACGACACGGGCGGAGAGCACCCGCUAACCUUGCAAGUUAUGAAGCAGCAAGGGAUCACCCUCUACGACAUGGGCGAUUUGCAGCCAGCGCUCCAGACGUUUGAGGAGCUUGUGCAAAUGCAGCGGACGCAGCACGGCGGUGGCAGCGUCAUCGUUGCCGAGACGCUCAAGUACUUGGGAGACGUAAGCAUCGCCAUGAAGAGCACGGGAGAAGCGUGCAGCUACUACAACCGCGCGCUGAAGAUCCUGCGCAAGAGGCUGGGAUCGCACGACGAGACGGUGAGGCAACUGGUGAGCUACAUCAAGCAACUCAACCUCGAGUCUGGAGGUGGCGGCGGCGGUGGAGGAGGAGGAACGCAGAGGCUGCAAGAGGCGUACAGGCCAGCCGGGCCUGCGAUUCCAGAGGGACCCGAAUAAAAAAAAAAAACGACUCUAGUAUAUUCUACAGCAAAACCUAUAGAUUAGGGCUCUUGCUACUGGAGUAUAUUCUGCGAAUAUUUACUGGUA